AAAAAGGCACGACGAUUGACGGCGCGGCGUCUCAUCCUAUGUUACUACGACGAAAAGUUUAUGCUUCAUCCUACUUGUCUUAUUUCAUUAUUUUCCAAUUUUAUCCGCCAACUUACACCCGCCGCCUCUUCUACCGUUCCGGCCAGCAUUUAUUAGACUGAACAUCGAUGGAGGGGUUCACCCACCACCUCCAGCAUCACUUACGACAUCAUUUCACCACAUAUACCUAUACAUAUCUGAUCUACGACAUGCAUUGCAUUGGGCGGCAGCGGCAGCAGCAACGGCGAAGGCGCACGUGCAUAUUUUGGUACUCACUGCUUUACACGGUAACGGCGCUGUACAUAUCAUCAUCAUCAUCAUCAUCAUCAUCAUCCUUUUUUUUUUUUUGUUCAUCUCGGGCUAUGAGCAUUGGGAAAGGUAUAGGUGCAUCGGUCGGCGGCGUUCAAGUAUCUGGUUUUCUACAAGUCUGCUAUACCACUGGCUUUUUUCUUUUCCUUUUACACUAUUACCAUGAUCAUCAUUAUCAUUAUCGAUCGUCCUUACGAGGAACGACAUGCAUAUCGCUAGCGACUGCUUUUUCUUUUCAUUUGUGUAUUUUUUUUAUCUUAUAUUCAGGAGUUAGAUAUACCUUGAUCCUUUCAGGAGACUCGGCUACGAGCGGGAUCAGCUUGGCCGUAGAAUAGAUACCACGGAUACCAUGAAUUUGGCCAAUAUAUAAACUUUGGUAUAUUCGACCACAUUUACAUCGUUCACAUGGGAAAUCAAUGGUUUGACUACCUGCGAAAUAUGUCAUUUUCUAUGCCGUAGUAUCUUGAAUUUAUAGCUAAUAUCCAGAACUAUUUCUUCUACCCCAUUUACCUUAGGUAUAAUGCGUGACCACAAGUCUGUACGCACCCAUUUUGCACCCGAAGUCAUUACUUUCAACA
This is a messenger RNA of Daldinia caldariorum, 926 nucleotides long. RefSeq lists its product as uncharacterized. The annotation marks the transcript as partial. The record is from RefSeq and is a predicted model, not a curated record. NCBI's taxonomy places the organism in Eukaryota, Fungi, Ascomycota, Sordariomycetes, Xylariales, Hypoxylaceae. The transcript has a single exon.